Messenger RNA from Neurospora tetraspora, 1419 nucleotides. RefSeq lists its product as uncharacterized. The coding region runs from base 261 to 1004 and encodes 247 amino acids. The transcript has 2 exons. The record is from RefSeq and is a predicted model, not a curated record. NCBI's taxonomy places the organism in Eukaryota, Fungi, Ascomycota, Sordariomycetes, Sordariales, Sordariaceae.
GUUAUUGCGGGCGGUGAUUGGUCGAAAUCAGUAUCGUAGCAUACAGGUACCUUUAGGCGCCUGUGCGCACCCCUGGAGCUACAAAGUUCACCACUCGCAUACGACAGCCACGCCCGUGCUCUUUAACGACCUCUAGACGGUAUACCAGUAUCUCUCUCUCGCUGUCGCACACGUUCAAGCUUCUCCUUUUCCACGCCUUGGUUGCCAGGGCUCGCACAGAAAGUCCCAGAUAGACGGAUAAACCGGACGAGUCGGUCACGAUGUAUGAUUCCUCUUCGGGCGAUGACGACACGCCCAAAAUUAUCGUGCUCCAAGGAGAAGAGAACUUUGGGAUUUGGGAAGGUUAUGCCAUACGUGUCCUCAGGAUGCUUGGCCUUGAGGGGUUCAUAAGGGGCACGGAGACACCUCCCCUUGGCAAUACGCCCGAAAAUAUGAAAGAGCUCAGGAGCUUCAAGGACAGGAAAUGGCACGCCUGGAGUCUCCUCUAUGAAAGUGUCCAAAUCCUGGUAGCCCAGAAGCACAUCCGCAGGUGGGGCCCAUACGAUCGACUGGAUGACUGCGAUCCGAAAGUACUAUGGGAUGCGGUGCAACGCUGGUAUACCAACAUUGACCCAACCCAAAAACUCGCCUUUUUAAGGGAGCUCACCACCAUCGACUAUCGUCAAUUCGAUGACAUCGAUGCAUUCCUGGAUAGAGCUGAAUGGCUUCAACGGCGUCUUGGGCGCCUCGGCAUGCCAAUAUCGGAUGAGAUGAUGAAGACGUGUCUGUACGGAGGUGUGUUUCCACACCACCCCAGCAAAAUUUUGGAAAGUCUUAUAAUCGUGCGGUACGACAAAUGGGACUCCGAAACAAUGAUCUCGGAGAUUAGAAAGCACAUAUUCGCCAUUCAAGACCAGGCAAACAAACACCAACAAGAGCAACAAGAAAUCAACAGGCCCCGCAAUGCCAAUAGGCAGUCUUCCGAACAUCGCGGUGGUUCAAGGCAACGCGGUCGUCGCCAUUGAAGACAUAUCUCUGAGUCGUGUCUCCUCGGCGAUCCCUCAUCUGUCCUGCUUAGGUUCUCCUUCACUGGUCACCCAUAGCUCAGGCCUCCAGUGAUUUACAACGCGGAGGCGAUAAGGGUAACGGCGAAGCCUCGGAUACUAGUUGAUUUUUGCCCAUCUUCUUGAGGGUCUACCUGUUCGAUCUCGUAAGGAAAAGGGCAAGAAGCGCACAAAAGAGUACGGGGGCAGGUCUGAGCUUCUGGGAUGGUAUGGAGGAAAGCAUCAACAUAUGAGACGAUGGGAACUUGAUGGCAGGGAAAAUGCUUCAUUGGUGGCUUGUUUGGUUGAAAAGGAAAAGGCGUGCCACCCAGCUAGAGGUAAAUACGGUACUCUGUAAAUGGAAAUUCAAGGUGGGAUGCACCUUCCACACGUAACA